AUAAUCCUGGGUUGCCAGGCCGGGCCUCGGUGACCCGAGUGUAAGCGACCACAACACUCGCCAGGGCCGGUCAGCUGGCAGUUGUCAACACGUGCUACCCAAGACGGAGCAAUGGGUAAAAAUACAAUUAAUAACCAAAAGAAAAAAUUAGCAAAAUUACGGAAAAAAAAUGCUGCAAAACUAAAUAUUGAGUCGCUAACAGUUGAAGAUCUUCUGAAACAGGCACAGGAACAAAUAGACAGUUUCCAGUAUGAAAAAGCUCAGACACUUUGUCAAGAGGCAUUAAAACGAGAUCCAGAUAAUGUGUCAGCACUGGAGACAUCAGCCAGCUUGUGCCUUGAAGUUGGAAACCUGGAUGGAGCUAAACACUGCUUGGGACGAGCUAUUACUUUAAAACCUGAAGAUGGUUAUUCAAAAUACAUGUCGAUGGCACAGUUACUGGAGGAUAAAGCCUCUCUCCAAUGCUAUCAAAAGGGUAUUGAGCUCUUAACAAAAGUAAUCAGUGGUCUUCAGCAAUCUGUAAAAGAAAAUAAGAAAGAGUGUUCUAAGAACAGCUCAUCAGAUGUCUCCAUUAAAGAAGCAGAAACGAGCACGGAAGAGGGCGAAUCUCCUAAUGAUGAUAAAAAGACGUCGGUAAUUGGGGCCACGGGGUGUAAAAGUGACCCGUUUCCAUCGUGUUCAUCAGUAGAUCCUGAAGGCAGGAUAUCAACCCUAGUUCGUCAGCUUUCUACUGCUCAUUGCUCAGUGGCAGAAUUGUUCAUGACAGACUUGUGUGAUGAAGAUGAUGCAGAGAAUCAAUGCAGUACCAGUAUCACCACUGCCAUCCAAGUUGACCCUAGUAACCCAGAGGCCUAUCAGCAUAUGGCUAGUUUUCUCUUGGUGAAACAAGAAGUGCAAGAAGCAAAGACAUACAUAACCAAAUCAAUUGAAAUAUGGCUACCAAAAUAUAAAGAAGUGGAUGAAGGGAAGGCAGCAGCAGGUACUUUUGACCCGGUAGAGGUGUGCCCUCUGUCAUAUGCAACACGCCUCAGCGCGGCGAGAAUCCUCAUAGAAGUAGAGGAUUAUAAGCAUGCUGUAGACGUUCUUGAAGGACUAACAGAAGAAAACGAUGAAAUCGUAGACACAUGGUACCUGCUGGGUUGGACUCAUUACUUGCAAGGAGGAGAGCAGGCAAACUCAGCAAGGUACUACCUCCGUCGUGCUCUAAAGGUACAUGCCGCCGCUCCUUGUGAUGACGAGCAGCUGGUUGAGCACCUGAAAGAAUUGCUGCAAGAACUUGGACCCGAGACUGAAGAGGAAACAAUGAAUGAUGUGGAAAUUGAAGAUGUGAUUGACAGAGAUUUGAGUGAUGAAGAGGUCCCAGAACCUGAAGAAAUGGAUACAAACUGAUUUAUAUUAUUUCUAAGUAACUUUUUGGAUGAGUGAUUUUUUUUGUUAGAAUUAUGAUAAUUUUCCUAUGAAAAUAUAUAUUUUAACAAUAAGAAGUUCAAAGUUGAUGAUUGUAUAAUAUGCACCAGCUAAUUAUAGUAAUGCUUAAUAGAUUAUCUUGUAUCUGUACUUAGAACAUAACAUUUUUAGAAUAAAAUAGUCAUGAAAAAUUA
Procambarus clarkii (red swamp crayfish) is the source of this 1601-nucleotide messenger RNA. RefSeq lists its product as uncharacterized. The record is from RefSeq and is a predicted model, not a curated record. Gene Ontology annotation, molecular function: protein binding. Gene Ontology annotation, biological process: cell division. NCBI's taxonomy places the organism in Eukaryota, Metazoa, Arthropoda, Malacostraca, Decapoda, Cambaridae.